GUCAAGCCGGAUGUAUGUGUAUACGCCGACAGAACAUCUCGUGGCUGCGAUAUUUCCAAAUUCGAAUUGAACAUUGAAUUCAAAUGGAAUGAUGCACACAACACAUUCAGCAAACAUUCUGGGAUUGAUAAGCCCAUUGUCUCUCAGACCGACAAGGGCUUUGACACAACGAGCUAUGCUGGCGCUCAGCUCGGUGCUCAAUAUCGCACUCACGCAUUCUCUGUAUUGAUCAUCUGUAAUUGCGCUCGCAUUCUCAGAUGGGAUAGGGAGGGAGUUAUCAUUACAGGCUCCUUCGAUUACAACGACAAGCCAUACUUAGCUGACUUUUUUUAUCGUUACGCACAAGCAUCGCCUGAAAUGCGUGGUGUCAAUACAUCUGUGAUGCCUGCCAGCGCCGAGGAUGCUGACCUUGCAAGGACGGUGUUAGGCCUUCCAACUACCACACGCAUGUUCAAAGUUGCAGUCCCUGAGGAUCCUGACGUCAAGGACUCUAGCCAGCUGACGUUGAUUAUCCCCCAGCCUGUUGCCAGAGGUUUUCCGCCUGUUGGCCGUUGGACUCACACGUGCCCUGCAUUUGACAUCCUCAAUAAGAAGAUCGUGAUGUUCAAAGACUCUUGGCGGUGUCGAUAA
Suillus plorans is the source of this 630-nucleotide messenger RNA. RefSeq lists its product as uncharacterized. The transcript has a single exon. The record is from RefSeq and is a predicted model, not a curated record. NCBI's taxonomy places the organism in Eukaryota, Fungi, Basidiomycota, Agaricomycetes, Boletales, Suillaceae. The annotation marks the transcript as partial.